ACAUUUUUGCCUAUCAUCCAAAUAUAGUGUUUAUCAAAAAUAUACUGUAUGCCAAAGAGACCAUUAUUUUAUUUAUUUGUUGGUUGAUUUACUCUUUUCGCUUGUCUAUCUAGUGGAAAUGAAGCAGGAAUCCGAUGUCAAUUUAGACCCUCCAUGGCUGUAUAAAUGGAGGUCGUAUGAUUUAUGGCUUGUUUGUUUGACACUUUCUUGCUGGGAUAUUUGUUCUUUUGCUAUCCGGCUAAUUAUUUCAAAGCAUCCGAGUGCUGUCUUGUUUAGUUUCCGCUGUCUGAUUGAACUGCUUACUACUAUCCCUUUCUUAGUCUCGGUCUGGAUACUUCAUGGACAAUAUCUUUAUGUGCCUUACUUUAUUCGAACAUGGGUCUUGCUGUUAAGAAUCAAGAGUGCCAUGAAAAUCAAAAUCAAUCUACAAAUCACAGACAAACCAGCAGAUCCUCUUCGAACGAAACUGAUACAUUUAGUCUGUACCUUGGUCGUGUUGUUGUAUAAUGGCACAUGCGCAUUUCAGUAUAUGGAAGUGACAUUUGGUGUCCAUAACUAUAGUAUUCUCGAGUCUUUAUAUGUGGUCAUGGUCACACUGUCCACUGUAGGUUAUGGUGACAUUACACCAAAUACACAAGGCAGUCGAAUUGUGAUGAUGUUAUUGAUUGUGAUUGCUUUGUCUGUACUUCCUGUACUGAUUAGUGAUGUUCUAGACACACUUCGAAAGAGAAAAGAUGGUGAAGGACAUGUUAGUAGAGGCACCCGUCCUUUUAUCUUGAUUGUAGGCUCGUUUAUGCUAGAUCAAGUCGUUGAAAUUCUAGAUGGUUUUCUGAACACAGAAAACACAGAAUAUCAUUUAAGCUUAGUGUUUUUGGAUAUCAAUCGUCCUACAGAACAACUCAAAAUGAUGGAAAGAAACUCUAUUUGGGGUCACCGAGUUCAAUUCCUUCAUGGCUCAGUCUUGGAUGAAAAGACAUUGCUGCGUAUUGAAGCAAGAUAUGCUCAAGCCAUAUUUACUAUUUCAGAUCAAAAUGCAUCAGAUCCUGCUAAAGAAGACGAGAGAAAUACAGUCCGAUUAUGGUCCCUUUAUUGUCACACUGUCACACACAAUGUCCCUAUUUAUACCUAUAAUCUGUCGCCCAGCACAGCCAUUUAUCAAAAAGUAGCGAAAGAAAUCAUUUGUGUACGCGAAUUCAAACAAUAUCUGUUGGCCAUGAACUGUCGAUGUCGUGGUGCAUCUACUCUUUUGACCAAUCUAUUGCAUCAACGACAACCGAUCAAUCGUUAUGAUGAAAGCUGGCAAGCACAGUUUGACGAUGGUUCUUGUAAUGAAAUCUAUACAAGUAAUACACCUAGAUGUGUACAAGGCCUCACGUUUGGUCAAGCAGUGAUGUAUAUUUAUGAAGAAACACAAGUCAUUUUAUUCGCUGUCAAGACAUUUAUGAAGGAACGCAAUGAUUAUGAAAUCUUGCUUAAUCCAAGUAAUUCUUAUGAAAUGAAGACAUUGGACGAAUGCGUCUAUAUUGCUGAAGGACCCAAAGAAGUGCAAGAUAUUCAUAAUCUAAAUAAACCUGGAUUUGGGUUCAUUGAGUCGUAUAAUAAAAGCGUCCAUAAGGCAAAAGAACAAGAUAGCCAUUUGCCUUCUUCCUCGCAUCAAAAGACACAAGCCUUUUUAGCUUCUAGCUUCAAUCGACAGUCCAGGUCAUCCUCUUCUUCUUCUUCAAGCUCUUCUCACAAAAGUAAAGUAGCCAAACAACCCUUCUCUGUCUCGAAACUGCCUUCAAGACGCCAUGCUCUUUUGACAGGCAGUCGUGCAUUGAUCACACGUAUUGGCAAGACAUCGUAUGAAAAAGAAAUCGUAGAUGAUACUUCACUGCCUCUUUGUUGUCUGUUGGAAAAGCCCGUUAAACUCGAAGAUGUCACUAUUCAAUCAGCAGAAGGCAUGCAUAACCAUAUUCUUGUCUGUCUUCAUCGAGAAGUGGUCAAUAUGUUUAAGUUUAUCUAUAAUUUGCGAUCACCUAAUAUCAAGAUGAACGAGUUGCAAGAUAUUGUUCUUUUGUGUUCAAAGAAGCCUUCGAGCAAGAUAUUUGAAUUGAUCAGUACAUUUCCCAAAGUGUAUUUCAUGCAAGGAAAUUGUAGGCAUCCUGAUGAUUUAUUAAGAGCAGGCGCAAAAAGAGCAAAACAAGUGGUUGUCAUGAGUGAAAAAGAAUGCUUGGAUCAGUAUGAACGUAAUUCAGAUAGUCCAGCCGUAAUGACAAGCCAUAUUCUGGAUCUCUUGUUACAGGAAAGACCAAAAGAUGCUUAUACCAUUGUCAACCUAAUUGAAAAAUCCAAUAUUCGAUUUAUGCAUUUACUUCAAGGAAAAGACGUAGCAGAAGAAAUUGAUGUGUUCUAUACACCUGCUUAUGCAGCAGGCGAUGUGAUUGCAGACAGUCUGAUCAACUCUCUGUGGUAUGCCUGGCCCUCUGUACGAUGGCUCCGCUGCUUAUUUACUCUCUACAACACCUGAGAUCAAGACAGCCACCGCGGCUGCUCGUCUCGCGCCUCAUUUGACUAGUAUCCCUAUGCCCUCUGAAUUCGUGGGACGCAGCUAUUCUGUCCUGUUCAAGACUUUAUUGACGCGUUAUGAAGUCUUGGCCAUUGGCUUAU
Gilbertella persicaria is the source of this 2649-nucleotide messenger RNA. RefSeq names its product calcium-activated BK potassium channel alpha subunit-domain-containing protein. Gene Ontology annotation, biological process: potassium ion transport. The coding region runs from base 119 to 2509 and encodes 796 amino acids. Gene Ontology annotation, cellular component: membrane. The record is from RefSeq and is a predicted model, not a curated record. The transcript has 18 exons. Gene Ontology annotation, molecular function: intracellular sodium-activated potassium channel activity. Lineage: Eukaryota; Fungi; Mucoromycota; Mucoromycetes; Mucorales; Choanephoraceae.